AUAGCAACGGCGUCACAACAAAGCAACGCUUGCUGAAUCACGCACAAAAAAGUUUCUUUACUAAUUUGCCCUGCUUAUUAUCUUUCAAAGAAAUGCUAAGUUCCCGUUACUAUUCCGCGUCCCGGAUCGGCACGGAUGCGAAGCCCCGGACCGCGAUGGUGGUAGAUGAAGAGGAUGACCUGUAUGCGGGGUUCAACGAAGUCAGUCCCGCCCUGGAUACGCGGGCGCUGAGGGAAGAUCAAGAGUUUCAGGAGGCCCUGAAGACUGCCAACAUCGGGAGGAAACUGCCCAGUAGAAUGGGCACCGGGCUAUUCCGUGAGGGCACAGUAAGCCUGCGCAUGGGCCGGUCGCGCGCGGGCACGGCCGGCGCUCGGCCAAUGACGGCCGCGCGCGCCGCCGGGUACACUUCCGCUUCCGCCGUCACGCCCAAUAGGAGCGAGCCGAAGGAAGAAACUGUAGAGGACAAGGUGAGGCAGACGGAGGCGCGCAUCAUGGCGCUGGUGGAGGAGGCGUGCGUGCUGAGCGCCCCCGCCGCCCAGGACGCGCCCCGGGGGCAGCACGACCGAGCCAAGGCAUUAUCGAAAGCGCAAGAGGCGUCGACCCUGGAGCGGCAGCUGAUCCGCAUGCAGGAGCAGGCCAACCUGGGCGACUCGCACAACCUGGAUCUCACCUUCGCUGUGCUCUGCAACUUGGCCGGUCAGUACGCGCUGAAUGAAAUGUACACAGAAGCAUUGAAUACGUACCAACUACUGACACGAAACAAACUGUUCCCUCAUGCUAAUCGCCUCAAGGUGAACAUGGGAAACAUCUAUUUUAAGAUGGGUGAACAUCCCAAAGCGUUGAAGUUGUACAGAAUGGCUUUGGACCAGACACCUACUGCUGAGAAAGAUCUAAGAAUGAAGGUGAUGCACAACAUCGGGCUGCUGCUGGUGCGCAUGGGCAAGUUCCGCGACGCCGUCACCAACUUCCAGCACAUCAUGCACGAGCAGGGGGACUUCCAGACUGGUCUCCACCUAGUGCUGUGUUCCGUGGCACUGAACGACGCGGAGGGCGGCAAGGCGGCCUUCCACGCCAUGCUGGACGUGGAGCCGCCCGCCCACCACCAGGACAUCGCUAUUGACGAUGAGAACGACGCCUUCGAAGCAGUCCUACGCGAUGUGGCGCGCGGCGACCGGCUGUCGCGCUGGUCGCGCCGCGCCGCCGCCGACGCCGAGCGCUGUCUCACUCUGGCCGCCGCCGCUCUCGCUCGCACCGGGGACUCGGAUGCCAGGUCUGACUCAUCUACUGGUAUGUCGUGGUGCGUAGAAGCUCUCCGCGGCUACGAAGCGGGCGGCGCCUCCGGCUCGGGCGCCGGCGCUAGACUCGAAUCUAGCGCUGCUUUAGCAUCGCUGCGUACUACGGGCAUCCGAGCGGCUAAUGGAGCUAAAGCGCUGCAGCGCCUGAAAGCGGUCGCGAGGGCUCACCCGAACGAUCGAGUGGCGGUGGCUGAAGCGAAUGCUGAUGCCGCAUUUGUUGCUUAUGCUCUGGGCAACUACAGCGAAGCAUCAACCCUAGCUGAGGCAGCGUGUCGCAGUGACCCUUAUUGCGCCGCGGCGCGAGUGACCGCCGCCCUGGCGCAGGCCAAGAUGGCCGCCGACGACCCCCGAGAGAGCCUGGCCAGUGUGGCCGAGGCUUUAGCACAGGCCAGCCAUUUAGAUCCCGCUGAUUUGAUUGCUAUGCAUGAUUUAGCGCUAUCCCUAGAAGCGACAGGCUCGGGCACAGAGGGCGCGGCGGCGCGGUGGGCGCGGCUGCGGGGCGCGGGGGGCGCGGGCCGCACGCUCAAGAGCUUCGCGAGCGCGGGCCUGGCGCGAUCAGUGGCCGCACAUGACCCGCAUACUGCUGAACACUGGUACAGUACAAUAGGCGGGUGGGACGCGGGCGUGGCGGGCGCGCUGGCGCGGCUGCACGGGGAGCUGGGCGACGCGCCGGCCGCCAAGCAUCACUACCAGGACGUGGAGGCGCUAUGGCCGUGCUCGGUGUCGGCGCUGCAGUGGCUGGGGGCGGAGGCCCGCAGCUCGGCCCCGGCCGCCGCGCUGCAGUACUACCGCCGCGCCGCGCGCCUGCAGCCUAGUAAUCCUCAGUGGGGCCUGUUAAUAGGGGCCUGUCUCCGCGCCAGUGGAAACUAUCAGGAGGCACUCACCGUUUAUAAGAAAAUGAACGCGAGGUUUCCAGAUGAUGUGCAAUGUUUGAAACUGAUAGUGAAGCUGUGCGGCGACCAGGGCCUCUCGGAGACUGCCUCUUGGAGCCGCGAGCUGCAGCGCGCGCAGGCCCGGGCCAAGCAGCAGGAGAGAGCGACAGUGCCGUCUGCUGGGAGCGGUUCUUCGGGCAAUAGCCAAUCACCGAUCGACUAUAUCAAAGGUUCCCGCGUGGACAGCGCCCAACUCAGCCGCAGUGGGCUGUCCACCGGCAGCUCGGGAACGCCCACCCCCGCGCCCCGCGCCGCCGCACACACCCCCGCCUACAGGUACGCUGAUAGUGCAGCAGACAAGAAGCCGUUGAGCCGGUCUAUGAGCCGCCCAGACGUCAGGAAGAAGAAAUCCGAAGAUUUUGAUGACGACCUGCCACUGCCACCGGAGUGAAUCCAUAUACCUACAUCUACACGUUCUUAAAAUAUUAAGCACUGAACAAUGAAAGGUAUUUAUUAAUGCUAUUUAUGUGUAUGAAACUGUACUUUUUGAUAAUGACGUAAUUUAAUAUUGUAUGUAGACUAUUUAGAUACGUAAUAAGGUCAUGAAUAAAUGUGUUGCAAUAAUAACUACUUUGUGUUGUGUCGUGCGUCGUCGUAGGUCAGUUUUACGAAAUAACAGGGAAAUGGAAUUAAAGAAAAAUCGAGUGUGUAAAAGGUAUUCUAUAUUUAUAAAUAUUCAAUGUUGAACAGACUCAUUGAUACAAGACUAGAAACAUAUAUUACAUUGCAACAAAAUAUCACACAUUCAAAUGAAUGUUGCUAAACCAUCUAUUUUGAUCCGUCUGUGUAUAAAUAUAUUUUUUGUUAGGAAAUUAUAAAAAGUGCUCAGAUAAAGAAACAACAAUUAUGCAGAUAAAUGGCAGACGGAAACAUGCUAUUUCGCCCUAUUCGUAGGUCUGCCAAUACCUCUUCCUCUCUUCGUUAAUACUUCUACGUUAAGUAACAGCCACCAUUUUGAUUUUGUUUCUUUACAUGAGCGCUUUUUAAGCGGUGAGACACUAUUGUUACAUAACGCUCACACGAGCAUUAUACUUGAAGUAUAACUGUUAAUAGUUCUUAUUUCCUUAAUGUGACGGUAGCAAACACUAGAGUUGGACUAGCGUUUUUCAUUGUUAUAAGCUGAACACAUGGUUUACAUAAUGGCCCGAAAGGAUGUUAACAGAAUCGAUCGAUUCACGCGUAAGCGUCUUUCUUUUAUGGGAUUGCCUUUUGUACCAUUAAAUACCUACCACCAUCAAUGAAACACAUUGGCUCAAUGGGAUUUUCAAUUCGUAAAUCGAAGUAAGAGAG
Molecule: messenger RNA, 3517 nt
Organism: Plutella xylostella (diamondback moth)
Lineage: Eukaryota; Metazoa; Arthropoda; Insecta; Lepidoptera; Plutellidae
Source: RefSeq, a predicted model, not a curated record